AUGGAGGAUGGAUUAGUAGAAAAAAAUGAAAAAGUUGGUUGUAUGAAAAAGGUGAUUAUAAAAAAGAAGAAAAAUUAUCAUAGUAGCAAAGUUAAGAAGCCAAUUUCAAAUAAAACACUUCAGAAGCUAUUUGUCUCAUGCAUGGAAACGUUCAAAGGACCUGGCACUGUUCCUUCAACAAAACAUGUUCACAAACUAUGCCACAUUCUUGAUAACAUGAAGCCAGAAGAUGUUGGACUAAGUAAAGAUAUACAGUUCUUCAAAGCAGAAAACAAUGUGAAAGAAAAUCCAAGAGUCACAUACACAACCAUAUACAAAUGUGACAAUUUUUCACUAUGUAUAUUUUUCCUACCUACAAAUGGUGUGAUUCCACUUCAUAAUCAUCCAGGAAUGACUGUUUUUAGUAAGCUUCUAUUGGGAAAAAUGCACAUCAAGUCUUAUGAUUGGGUUGAUCCUGAUGUCUCUCACAAUUUGUUGAACCAACCAUCUCAAUUGAGGUUGGCAAAGUUAAAAGCUAAUAAAGUGUUCACAUCACCCUGUGACACUUCGGUGUUGUAUCCAAAAAGUGGAGGAAACAUCCAUGAGUUUACAUCGAUAACUCCAUGUGCUGUUCUUGAUGUCAUUGGACCUCCUUAUUCUAAAGAUGAUGACAGAGAUUGCUCUUACUAUAAAGAUCACCUUUACACUGCUUUUCCAAAUGGAGAGAUUGCUGAGUUGAAAGAAGAAAAUGAUAGCUAUGCAUGGUUAGAAGAAAUUGAGAUGCCUGAAAACUCUCAAAUGGAUGGAAUUGAAUAUUUGGGUCCUCAAAUUAUAGAGACUUAA
Messenger RNA from Vicia faba (fava bean), 822 nucleotides. NCBI's taxonomy places the organism in Eukaryota, Viridiplantae, Streptophyta, Magnoliopsida, Fabales, Fabaceae. The record is from the annotation of a GenBank genome assembly.